Leptosia nina is the source of this 1401-nucleotide messenger RNA. NCBI's taxonomy places the organism in Eukaryota, Metazoa, Arthropoda, Insecta, Lepidoptera, Pieridae. The record is from the annotation of a GenBank genome assembly.
AUGAGCGACGAAGCCUCCACGGAGAACGUCACUCUCGUGACGGGGAACUUCCCCACCGUGUCCAGCCUCAAGUCGGAGGACUCCACGGAGCAGCUGAUCUGCAAGACCCCGCAGAAGAGCGAGAAGAGAAAGAGCGUCAGCUCUAAGAGUGUGGAGGCCGGUAGCGAUGAAGGCCUCGCCGCGAGACGAUCGGUCGUGCUGUUGGGGUUGACGCAAGUGGUGCUCGGCGUGCUGCUGGUGGGUGGCGGUGCCCUAGCCGUGGUCAAAGGUGCCGCGCUGUCGAGGGUCGGCGCCGGCCUAUGGGCCGGGUGCGUCGCGGUUGUGGCUGGCGUGGUCGGUAUCGUCGCCGGGAUCAACGACUGUUACGGUUUCGACGGCGCCACGUCGAGCGGCCUCUUGACGGCGUUCCUGGCGUUGUCGCUGCUCUGCCUGGCGUGCGGCAACAGCGCCGCGGUGUUGGCUGCCACCGGGCUGCAGCGGGACGCCACGCGAGACCCUUCACCGCUAAACACGUUCCAAGAUGAGAUGCAGGCCUGGACGCCCGUGUUGACCAACAUCGGCCUUCUGAUAGUCGCGUCGAUCCACUGUCUCGUGUGCAUCAUAUCUAUCUACCAGCUGUCGAGGAGAGUGUGCUCCUGUUUCCGCCCGAAGCAGCCGUUCGAUCACAACCAGUUUGAACCUGGGAAAAAGGUUCCGUGUGUCUUCCACGUAGACGAGAUCCGAAAGGCGCAAGAGGCGGAGAGGCUGCGCGGACAUCAGUUCUGCAAGGAGUUGGAGGCGAAGUUGCAGAGUGAGACGCUUAACGUGAAGAAGGAGGACGGCAAGGAGUUCGGCAGCGCAACCAGCAAGGAGUAUUUGGUGAGCCGAUGGCUCGGCCGCCACGGCAGCACAGUGCCACGGCCCCGGCGGCCCUCGGCCGGAAUACGCAAGAACAGGAAACCUCCUGCUGCACCCUUGGUUUUACUUCCGGCGCACCCCGCUUCUACGCUGGGUCGCAUGCCAAUAAGCGUGGUGGUACCGCCCAGGCCCUACGCUACGCUACCGCUUCCGCCGGCGCCCUACGCGCCGCCCGCCCAGAUCUACUAUCCCAUACACGACACGCGGCUCCGCCGUCGUCGGUCUCCCCGCGAGGCGCGCCACGAACGGCGGCGCCGAGAAACGAGACAGAGAGACUCUCUCACUCGGUCACUCGAGCGCAUACACCGCAAGAGACGAGCGGACCGCGAUCGCCUCAGCGACGCCGAUCUCAAGCGGACGUACACGGGUCUCGACAGAGCGUACGCGGAGCAGUUCAUAGCCGUCUGUGACAGCAGCCGGCAUGCAGCCGAGCAGCACGACUCUCUCGCCACCACGGCCACUAGCGGCACCGGUGACUCUUCGGAUACACAGAACUCGAGCUAG